UACCUGCUAGGCGGCAGGAAUUGCGACGAAGUCCGUCGAAGGAUCCUUCCUGGGUAGUAUAGGAGAGGGGGAUUUAAUCAUACAUAAAGAGGCAACGAGUCCACAUCCUCUCUCAAUUGCAAUUGUCGUCACUACCUCGGGCGGACACAUUGACUCCACAGAGCUCACCACGCCACCACCAUCACCAGCGUCACAUCGUCCUUCUCCACUACUACAACCAACAACAAUGUCUCUCAUCACGCUCGAAGUCCCCAAGGAGUAUGGCUAUGUCCUCGCCGUCGCGACCGGCACCCUCUUCCUCGGCGCCUGGCACGGCGGCCGCGUGAUGCCCUUCCGCAAGGCCGCCGGCGUGCCCUACCCCUACCAGUACGCGUCUAAGGAGCAGAUUGACGCGUGCGAUGACGCGAAGCAGAAGUCGGCGCUGCAGGUGUACAACUGCGCGCAGCGCGCCCACUACAACUACAUCGAGAACCACCCCACCUUCCUCACCGCAAUGCUCAUCUCGGGCCUGCGCUACCCCGUCGCUGCCGCCUCGGUCGGCGCCGCCUGGUGCCUGGGCCGCACGCUCUACGCGAUCGGCUACACGCGCCCGAACACCGAGAACGGCAAGGGCCGCCUCAUUGGCGUGUGGGCCAGCUUGCUGCAGAUUGGUAUGCUCGGCACGGCCGCGUGGACGUGCUGGAAGCUGUGCGCUUAGGUGGGGAUUGUGUAGAGGAACGGGAUGGGGGUGCAGGGUGUGUAAUUAAAAUGUCUAGACGCGGUUAUAGGAUUGGAUUAUGAAGGAGGUUUUGUGCUGAGGCGUGGGUGUAUGGUGCGCUGGUGUUGGUGAGGUGAGCACCUAGAGGUGCGUCUUGCGGCGUUAAUGUCACGUCAAAGCCAAUACCUACCAAUGCCGUGGAAGACCAAUGCUGUGGACCUGGACGCAAACAGCACCUACUUCCCAUGUACCUACCUACCUACGGAGCACUUACUCCCACCUGCUCAAUCCUUCACAGACCGUCCCCGCAUC
This is a messenger RNA of Aplosporella prunicola CBS 121167, 1009 nucleotides long. RefSeq lists its product as uncharacterized. Lineage: Eukaryota; Fungi; Ascomycota; Dothideomycetes; Botryosphaeriales; Aplosporellaceae. Bases 227 to 697 code for a protein of 156 amino acids. Gene Ontology annotation, cellular component: membrane; nuclear envelope; endoplasmic reticulum. The transcript is spliced from 3 exons. Gene Ontology annotation, molecular function: glutathione peroxidase activity; glutathione transferase activity. The record is from RefSeq and is a predicted model, not a curated record.